This is a messenger RNA of Anolis sagrei ordinatus, 737 nucleotides long. Lineage: Eukaryota; Metazoa; Chordata; Lepidosauria; Squamata; Anolidae. The record is from RefSeq and is a predicted model, not a curated record.
ACCCCAAGGGCUGGCAGUCAUUAACCGGGAAGGGCGGGUGAGAAGACAGCAGCUCUGGUUGGCCUCUCACAAGGAGAGGGCCAAGCAAACCCUUGGCGAGUUGCUUCCCUAGCAGUGGCCUGUGAGGAGAAAGAAAGCAACAUGUCUUUCAUUCCUGUGGAGGAGGCCUCCCACUUUCCCAUCCAGAACCUGCCCUAUGGGGUGUUCUCCACCAAAGAGGAGCGCUUCUUAUGCUCUUUCAAGGAUCCCAAGCCAUUGCCCUACCUCUGCGAUGAUCAGCCUUACACAUUCGACAUCAACCUCUUCGUCGGUAUUAAAGGGGAUGGAAUGAGCAAAGCAGCUAACAUUUGCCACUCAAACUUCAAGCACAUGUAUUGGACCAUGAAGCAACAGCUCGUUCACCAUACAAUCAAUGGCUGCAACCUGAGGCCAGGAGAUCUUUUGGCAUCUGGAACCAUCAGUGGACCGGAUCCUGAGAACUUUGGCUCCAUGCUGGAAUUGUCAUGGAAAGGAACCAAAGCAAUUGACCUCGGGAACGGCCAGACGCGUAAAUUUCUACAAGAUGGGGAUGAAGUCAUUAUAACAGGUUACUGCCAGGGGAAAGGUUACCGCGUUGGCUUUGGCGAAUGCUCUGGAAAAGUGCUCCCAGCCUGACCUAUCUAAGGUUCCUCAGCAUCUGAUAAAGAUCUCAUCUUCAAAGGUUUAUAAAUCAAUAAAACUGAUCGUUUUGAAUGUGA